GAAUUCCUUUUAAAAUAAAGGGCAUUUGGAGAUGUUAAGCCACAGCUGACAAACUGGCGAAAGCAAUAAUAAAAUUGCUUCAAAGCAGUGUUGCUUGAAGAUGAAUUAGAGAAACCUUUAAGAAUUAAUCAGUUGAAAACGGCCGCCGCCUCGUGUAUUGCUGGCAGCACCGGUUCGCGCGAUUUGCAGGCGUGCAACACCUGCCAGAUCGGCCCCUGUGCUUAUAAAUGAACACGGCACAUUUCCAUAUUAAAAAAAUAAAAUAAAAUAAAAAUUAGGACAUAAAUCUAAGGGCCAAAGUGAAGAGAAGCUGCUAAAUUAAUGUACACUGUGAUUAAGUUAUAACAGACCCACCCAUCAUUAACCAAUUGACAUGAUUUUCUGACCACCUGCAAACCCAGGGGAUACUUUCCAAGUUUUAGAUCCUUUUGCACCACAAGAGGGAGACAGAAGAUUAAGUGAUACGUUGUUUAGAAGCAGAGUGCGUUUAUAUUUAACUAAUAAUUAAUAGAUGUAAGUAAGAAACUGAACAACUAACAUCAUCAAUGAUUUCUUGGUAUAGACGUCAACAUGUCAAAAAAUCGUAAUGCAUAUGUAAAGAUUAUGUGAAUAUAAGCAAGGUAAGAGCAUCCAGUCUUUGGAGCACUGAUGGAGGAUGAUCCCCAGCGCUGAUAAAAUAAAGAAUUGACUCUGCUGUUCAGUUUAUUUCUCCGUUUCAAAGGGAGGAACACGAGAAGCCGCUGCCUUUGUCCCCUACGGCCGCCAUUUGCUGCCACACGGCGCGGCCCCGCGGGGAAGGAUGAUGGAUGGAUCAAAUCCCGUGAUUUUCAAAUAAAAAAUGAAUUAAUGUUUCAAAGAAUCAGUAAUCAGAGCAUGAUUUACAAGCGGCACCCACUGUCCCCCAUGAACCGAGCGCCGCCAUCUUGCAGCCCCCGCCCCCAAGGCCGGGCCCUCGUCGUCUUCUUCCUCUUCUUCCUCCUCCUCUUCCUCUCCCUCCCGGACACUGCGUCCGCGUGUUUCCCGCAGCCAUGGAGUACAUGACGGGGCCGGUAACCUCCACCCAGGGCAACAUCCUGUGCUGCCAGUGCGGCGUGGCCAUCCCGCCCAACCCGGCCAACAUGUGCGUGGGGUGCCUGCGGGCACAGGUGGACAUCACCGAGGGCAUCCCCAAGCAGAGCACCCUCCACUUCUGCAAGCAGUGCCAAAGGUACCUCCAGCCCCCGGGAACGUGGAUUCAGUGCACCUUGGAAUCGAGAGAGCUGCUCGCUUUGUGUCUUAAAAAGAUCAAAGCUUCGCUGAGCAAGGUCCGGCUGAUCGAUGCAGGUUUUAUUUGGACCGAACCACAUUCGAAGAGGCUGAAGCUCAAACUGACUGUUCAGAAAGAGGUGAUAAAUGGAGCCGUUCUUCAGCAGGUGUUUGUGGUGGAAUACCUGGUGCAGUCUCAAAUGUGUGAAGACUGUCAUAGGAUCGAAGCGAAGGAUUUCUGGAAGGCUGUAGUGCAGGUCAGACAGAAGACCGUGCACAAGAAGACUUUCUACUACUUGGAGCAGCUGAUUUUAAAACACAGGCUCCAUCAAAAUACACUUCGCAUCAAAGAAAUCCACGACGGCCUAGAUUUCUAUUAUUCUUCAAAGCAACAGGCCCAGAAGAUGGUUGACUUUCUUCAGUGUACAGUUCCAUCUAGAUCAAAAUCAUCCCAACGUUUGAUCUCGCACGAUAUUCAUAGUAAUGUCUACAAUUACAAAAGCACUUUCUCGGUGGAAAUCGUUCCCAUCUGCAAGGACAAUGUUGUGUGUCUGUCGCCAAAACUGGCGCAGAGUCUUGGGAACAUGAGCCAGAUCUGCGUGUGCAUUCGAGUGACGAGCACCGUCCACCUCAUCGACCCCAGGACUCUGCAGAUUGCUGAAAUUGAUGGCAAUACCUACUGGCGCCACCCUUUCAAUAGCUUGUUCCACCCAAAACAGCUGGAGGAGUUUAUCAUUAUGGAUAUCAAUAGGGUUCAAGAAAAGAAAAAGGUUGCAGGUGCAGGGGCGAGAUCCAACAAGCACACGCUGGCUGAAGCCUGGGUGCGGAAAACCUCGGAGCUGGACACGGAUCAUCAGUAUUUCUGCUGCACUCACUUGGGACACAUCCUGAAUCCUGGCGACCUUGUCUUGGGAUUUGACUUGGCGAACUGCAACUUAAAUGACGAGUUUGCCAAUAAGAUGAACCCACACGACAUUCCUGAUGUGGUAUUAAUAAAGAAGAGCUACGACCGCACCAAACGCCAGCGGCGCAGAAACUGGAAGCUGAGAGAGCUGGAAAGGGACAGAGAAGGCGCAGACACGGACGAUGAAAGACAAUACCAAGACUUCCUUGAAGAUCUGGAGGAGGACGAAGCCAUAAGGAAGAACGUCAACAUUUACAGAAAUGCAGAUAUUCCAGUGGAGAGCGACACGGAUGAUGACGGCGCUCCGCGCAUCAGCCUGGCUGAGAUGCUGGAGGAUCUUCAUAUUUCUGAGGAUGCCACUGGUGGGGAGGGAGCAAAUAUGAUGACAGAAUAAGAACAGCACGCUCGCCAAUGCAAUAAAUAUUCCUUUACAGAGGAGAAAGUACCCAAAACAUAAGUCAACGUGACAAACCGUUCACGUGCACAUGAAAAGUAAUGUGAUGGCUACCACUAUAUCCCUAAAUAAUGGUCCUGAAUUCAUGUUUUAUAUAAAAUCUUCUAGAGAAUCGACUAAGUUAAAUUUCUGGAGUAAUCCUUGUCGUGCACUGAAGGAUCUCCAGAUGGAAAGACUUUAUUCUAAUUUUCCAGAUUUGUAGGUAAAGUACUUACCUACUGUUCUUGUUUUCAUUUCUUCACGUGGAAAGGAUAUUUCCUGCCUUUAAUCGUUUUGGCAUGAUGGUUUGAAGCCUUUGAUGCUGUUGCUAGAUUAUUCCAUAUAACAAUAUUUUGGGGAAGCUCAAGAAUGUGUCUUGUUUUCCUUUGGUGAGGGAACUCUUAACUAUACUGCCUGUAAAUGAUUAAAGGUGCAGCUUUUGAUCAGAAACUUCGGUUUAGUGUAAUGAAUAUUUACUGUACUAUCUUCUGUGCCUGUAUCAGUGUAUUAAAAGCAAUAUGUAUAAUGUCUAAUUAACACACUGGGUAUGAACUAUUAAAAAACUAUACAGAUA
Messenger RNA from Columba livia (rock pigeon), 3156 nucleotides. RefSeq names its product NMD3 ribosome export adaptor (gene NMD3). The transcript is spliced from 15 exons. Bases 1029 to 2543 code for a protein of 504 amino acids. The record is from RefSeq and is a predicted model, not a curated record. Gene Ontology annotation, biological process: ribosomal large subunit export from nucleus. Gene Ontology annotation, cellular component: nucleus; cytoplasm. NCBI's taxonomy places the organism in Eukaryota, Metazoa, Chordata, Aves, Columbiformes, Columbidae. Gene Ontology annotation, molecular function: ribosomal large subunit binding.